AUGUCUAGGACAUGGCUAAUCGGGGCAGUUGGGGGUUUGAGGCCUUGGGAGGGUGCGGUAAUCAAGAUCAUUGAUUGCAAGGACGCAUCUAUCCUCAGGAGGAUGAAUGUUCAACACCCCACAUUAAAGGUGGAGAAUUGGGCCAUAAUCGGCGUGAAGAGAGACACCAAAUCAACCCAGUUGACCUUGAGUAUGGACUUUUCAGUCGUCGAGCACGUAAAAAAGGUCGAUUGGAGACCUUAUCUGAGAUCUGAGGAUAUUUCCCGGAUAGCCAUAUAUGCUAGGAGGCAUAUCGACUUUGUCAGCUUACCGAGGUUCAGUAAUAGAGACCUGGUAACGAUUAAAGUCGAACAUCUAAGAGGAGGAAAACGACAGCCUCUAGUGAUUUGUUUAACAUACCUGCUAAUUGACUCUUUAUUCCGGCCACCAUCAGAGGAACUAAGACGCUUGGCGGACUAUUGCAACUCGAAAGGAUGGUCGAUGAUCCUUGGUUGUGAUGCAAACGCGCAUCAUACGAUAUGGAGCAGUAAGAACAUCAACAGUAGAGGUGAGUACCUUUUAGAUUUCCUUUUAACUGCCGAUUUGACUAUAUUGAAUCGCGGAUGUACGCCAACCUUUGGGACAGCUAGAUGUCAGGAGGUUAUUGACAUAACUUUUUGCUCUGUAUACAUUAGCGAAGCAGUCAGUGAUUGGCAUGUAUCGCCUGAGACAUCCAUGUUAGAUCACAGACAUAUAUGUUGUUCGCUGAUAGCUGACGUAUCUGAUUCAAUCGGGUAUAGGAACCCAAGAGCAAUCGACUGGUAUGGGUACAGGGAAGCUCUCGGAGAGGCCUUGGCAAGCAUGCCAAGGUGGAAUAAUAAUCUUCAGGAUCUGAAAAGAGAAAUCAGAAGGCUAUUUAAUAGAUCUAGGAAAAAUGGUACAUGGGAAUUGUAUAAGUAUAUGACAGCAAAAUACAAUAAAGAGAUACAAUCGGCCAAAAGAUUCUUAUAG
Molecule: messenger RNA, 990 nt
Organism: Belonocnema kinseyi
Lineage: Eukaryota; Metazoa; Arthropoda; Insecta; Hymenoptera; Cynipidae
Exons: 2
Coding region: 1-990 (329 amino acids)
Molecular function (GO): catalytic activity
Source: RefSeq, a predicted model, not a curated record